CCUGGUGCCACUCCCUCCUCCCGAGCUCACAUCCACAGUACCUCGGCCGUUCCCUCGCCUGAUCGCCUCCGGUCUCUGCUCCCGAUGGACGCCGUCGCCUUCUCCCCCGCUCCGAGCCCCAACGCCGCGCCAUUCCCAUCCGCCUCCCGGUCCUCGCGCGGCCACCGCUUCUCCAUCCGCGGCCCGCGGCGGCGGCGCCCGCUCCCGGCCCUCCGAUCCAGCGCCUCCGCCUCCGCCCACGCCCCCGCCUCCCACCACGACGUGGUCGUCGUGGGCGCCGGGAUCGUCGGGCUCUCCAUCGCCCGCCACCUCCUCCUCCACACCCCGCUCUCCGUCGCCGUCGCCGACGCCGCAGUCCCCUGCUCCGGCGCCACCGGCGCAGGGCAGGGGUACGUGUGGAUGUCACACCGGACGCCCGGGAGCGACACGUGGGACCUGGCGGUGCGGAGCAAGCAGCUGUGGGAGGAGCUCGCGGCCGAGAUGGACGGCCUCCGCGCCGGCGGCGCGCGUGAGAGCCUCGGAUGGAUGAGGACAGGAAGCUUAUUGGUUGGAAGAACCUCUAAAGAGCUGGCUACGCUGGAGGAGAAGACUAAGGUUCUGUCUCAGGCAGGCAUCAAUGCGGAGUGCUUGUCUGCCUCUUCGUUGCAUGCAUUAGAACCCGCACUCUGUGUCGGAAACGAUGGUGGUGCUAUGUUCUUACCUGAUGACCGUCAGAUCGAUGCGUUCCAGGCCGUGUCUUUGAUUGAAAAGAUCAAUAGGUCAUAUACUCCAAAAGGGAGAUAUAUGGAGCUCUACAAUGAUCCUGCCAUGUCAUUGAUAAGAUCAGAGGUUACUGGAAGGGUUGAAGGUGUCCAAACUUCUAAGAACAUCUUAUAUGGCAGAAAAGCUACUGUAGUUGCUUCUGGUGCUUGGACUCGGUCCUUAUUGCAUAGUUUCUUAGGACCAAAUUCUUCACUGGAUAUUCCUGUGAAGCCACGAAAGGGUCAUCUGCUUGUGUUGGAAAAUUUUGACAUGCUAAAGCUGAAUCAUGGCAUAAUGGAGCUGGGAUAUGUUGACCAUCAGGGCGAUAAUUCACAUAGCAUACACUUGUCCUCAACAUCCAAUAAAGAUGAGCAUGACGCCGCAUCCAUAUCAAUGACAGCAACAUUAAAUACAAAAGGGCAUUUAGUUUUAGGAAGCAGCAGGGAGUUUAAAGGAUUUUCAAGGGAGGUUGAUAAAUCCAUACUGAAGAGUAUAUGGGACCGUGCAGGAGAAUUCUUUCCUGCCAUCAACAAUGUUCAUCUUGAUAUUGAUGAGGACAAAGAAAUCAGAAUUGGGCACCGUCCCUACAUGCCUGAUGGGAAGCCAGUAAUUGGAUUUGUUCCGGAUAUGUCAAAUGUUUUGAUUGCAACAGGACAUGAAGGAAGUGGACUUGCUUUGGCGCUAGGUACUGCUGAAAUGGUAACAGAUAUGAUUCUUGGUGACCCUGGAAGAGUGGACUUCACGCCUUUCUCCAUAGAAAAUAGAUUUUCAGGAACAGCAUGACCGUUUAUCCGCAAGCCCUCCUUGAGCUCCUCAAGCGUCAAAGUACCGUCCUUGUCCUUGUCUAUCAUUUGAAACAUCUGAGUGUAGUUCUCGAUGUCCUCCGCCGGUAAAUUCUUGGCAACGACCUUCAUUAAUCAUUGGAAAAUGAUUCACAUCAAGAAUAUAUCACACUGGAAGAAAAAUCAAGAACAAUGUGGCCCGGUUCCGUGCAACUUACUCCGAGUGCCUUCUUUUUGAACUUGUUCAUGGAUGAGAAUUGCUUAAGCCUGGAUCGAACAAGCUCUCCAAGUGACACAUUCGGAGCCUUGUCGGCGUUCUUGAGCCACGGAUGCUCUGUUUCGUAGGAGGAGAAAUUAAUGCUCUUAGUUCAGUGCAUAACACCAUUCGUCAUGCAUCGCUAGACCUCCGGUUUCCCAAUAAUACCAUGAAAUAAGCAAAUUUGCAGGAGUAGCAAACUUCUAGCAAGUUUGCUGUGAACUUGUAGCAAA
This is a messenger RNA of Triticum aestivum (bread wheat), 2012 nucleotides long. RefSeq names its product glycine oxidase. The transcript has 10 exons. Bases 85 to 1524 code for a protein of 479 amino acids. The record is from RefSeq and is a predicted model, not a curated record. NCBI's taxonomy places the organism in Eukaryota, Viridiplantae, Streptophyta, Magnoliopsida, Poales, Poaceae. Gene Ontology annotation, cellular component: cytoplasm.